AUGGGUGGACGGCUAUCUAAUCGCAACGAAUCGCCGGAUUUUAUCAAUGGCGAUCUCGACAUAGACUUGCUAUUCCGCCAUGUAUCAGGCUUCAGCUGCGGCGAACUGAAGUCUGACUGUGCUCGCAAAUUCGUGAAUUCAACGGACAUGGCAGUCGGUGAGCGUGAGGCAUUUGAAUCUCGAGGAAUUUCACCAGGAUACGGUUUUCGAGCCCAUAUUCGUCGUCUGUGA
This is a messenger RNA of Penicillium malachiteum, 231 nucleotides long. RefSeq lists its product as uncharacterized. Lineage: Eukaryota; Fungi; Ascomycota; Eurotiomycetes; Eurotiales; Aspergillaceae. The transcript has a single exon. The coding region runs from base 1 to 231 and encodes 76 amino acids. The record is from RefSeq and is a predicted model, not a curated record.